Messenger RNA from Aedes aegypti (yellow fever mosquito), 3477 nucleotides. Its product is annotated as glucose dehydrogenase [FAD, quinone]. The transcript has 3 exons. NCBI's taxonomy places the organism in Eukaryota, Metazoa, Arthropoda, Insecta, Diptera, Culicidae. The record is from RefSeq and is a predicted model, not a curated record. Bases 1267 to 3129 code for a protein of 620 amino acids. Gene Ontology annotation, molecular function: flavin adenine dinucleotide binding; oxidoreductase activity, acting on CH-OH group of donors.
GCAGGCGGCCUUGCGCUGCACAUGACCGGCAAGACUGACUGUUGAUGUUGGAGCAGCCGCAAAAGAGCAACCGCGCAAAGGAAUAGGCGUUGAGCCACCACCAUCAAGAGCUGGAUUGCAUGCGAUGGCGAAGGCGAAGGCGCGCGCAACUCCACCGACCGACCGAGAGGACCAACUUGAGGGAUUUGGUGGCACAAAUUCGUUAGUUUUAUUUGUGAACCCGUGGUCUUAAGACGUACAUCGCGGACGCGCGUUCGCGUUCCUCGGAAUCCUUGGAACAAACCCCAGGCGAUUGUUUUCCACCAGAAGAAGUUUCCAAGCAAGAAUCGUACGUUGAGUGCCCUGAGAUAUACAGCUCGGUUCGCAGUCGUCGGAGGUGUGAUUUCUCCCACAAGAAAGCAACAUACCAACAUCAGCAACGUGCACAAUUCGUAAAGAGGCAGACAAGUGGACUUGGACAAACUGUGAGAAAAGCAGGAAAAAAGGCGCAAGACUGACUUAAAACUUCUUUAUGAGCACACGUUGAGUGAAGUUAGACACUUUAUGGCUUGGCAAAACUUGUCUUGGUGAAAAUCGUGCAUCGUGUAACACAGCAACAAGUGGAUUCAACCGAAAGAAAACAAAGAAGAAAGAAAAUUGUUCAGGGAAGAAAAGCAAGUGACAACUUGGAAAGACAUUCAGCAGUGGAGCAGAAAAAAACGAAAAUCAACUAGUGUUACAAUUAUUAAGUAAUUCGAGCGAUUAUCUCCGAACUUACACACACAUACCCGGAGUGGAGCCCGGCAUCAGGUGGAUAAGUGGCCGACAUUCAUCGAGAGCAUUACGCUAGUCGUGUGGGGAAUCGACUUUUAGAGUGAGGGCGGCAGCAUUAGGUUUUUUGCGGCAGCACGCGAGCUUUUCAGCCAAAGACAUGGAGGAAGAAAAAGGCCUGCAAUUGUGGAUUAUCUUUCGAAUGUGAGCAUUUUAUGGACAACUAGUGGACGUUUUACCCAUGCAGAAAACGUAGCGCCAACUCCGAAGCAAAACGCCCAGCACAUCCAGAUUUGAACAGGGUGAAACCAACGUCUCCAGAAUCCAAACGAAACUUUUUCUUCGCUCGCGGCGAAGUAAAUUAUGUACCGUCGCAUUCAGAGCCAACCGCACACGAGAGCUACUAGUAAAAAUUGGCGCAAAUAUCCGAAUUCGUGAGACCGGUGGCACACCGAGCCUAUCUUUUGUAAUUAUCUAGUAAAUUUUCGACUAAGUUGUUCUUGAAUCGUUUUAGCAAUGGUAUUCAACGUACUUAUAGCAUCAUCUGUGAUCAAAACAGCCACUGUAGUAGGCUCUAGUCUAUGGCUCAUCCCAUUUUUAUUGGGAGCUAUAUCAUAUUAUCGCUAUGAUCGGGUCGAUCCAGAGUCCCGAGUCAUCGAUCAACAGAGUCUCUACCCGGAAUAUGAUUUCAUAGUAGUGGGUGGCGGUUCAGCUGGUGCUGUAGUGGCUAAUAGGUUGACGGAAGUGAGCAGAUGGAAAGUGUUGCUCCUCGAAGCUGGUCCUGAUGAAAACGAAAUAUCCGACGUUCCAUCGCUUUCCGCUUAUCUGCAGCUAAGUAAGUUGGAUUGGGGAUACAAGACAGAGCCUACAGGUAAAGCAUGUCUUGGAAUGGUGAACAAUCGCUGCAAUUGGCCGAGAGGCAAAGUCUUAGGAGGCUCUAGCGUACUAAACUAUAUGAUCUAUGUGAGAGGAAACAGAAACGAUUUCAACCACUGGGAAUCGCUUGGUAAUCCCGGAUGGGGAUACAAUGAUGUUUUGCAAUAUUUCAUCAAGUCGGAAGACAACCGAAAUCCAUAUCUUGCCAGAAACCCCUACCACGGUAAAGGUGGAUUACUAACGGUCCAAGAAGCGCCAUGGCAUACACCAUUGGUAGCAGCAUUUGUAGAAGCUGGGACAGAAAUCGGUUACGAAAAUCGUGAUAUCAACGGAGCUCAUCAAACUGGCUUCAUGAUCGCUCAGGGAACAAUUCGUCGUGGUAGUCGAUGUAGUACAGCAAAAGCCUUUCUCCGACCAAUACGAUUGAGAAAAAAUCUACACACAGCUUUGAACUCACAUGUCACAAAGCUAUUGAUCGAUCCAGUAACCAAAAAAGCAGUUGGAGUUGAGUUCUUCCGGCAAGGAAAACGACAUUUUGUCAAAGCUAAGCGGGAAAUUAUAAUGUCGGCUGGAUCGAUUAACACACCGCAGAUAUUGAUGCUGUCCGGCAUUGGACCAAAAGAACACCUAAGCGAAGUGGGCAUCAAAACCAUAGUCGAUCUACCAGUAGGAAAGAAUAUGCAAGAUCACGUCGGAAUGGGUGGUCUCACAUUCCUGGUAGAUAAGCCAGUAGCAAUCUUGCAAAACCGAUUAGAGGCAGCUUCCGUAACUAUGAACUAUGUGAUCAACGAACGAGGACCAAUGACCGUAUUGGGUGGACUAGAAGGAAUCGCUUUCGUGAACACUCCGUUUGCAAACGUUUCCCAAGAUUGGCCGGACAUUCAAUUCCACAUGGCACCAGCCUCUUUGAACUCAGACAGUGGAGCACGAGUGAAGAAAAUUCUAGGACUUAAAGAAAGCCUCUAUCAAGAAGUAUUCAAACCAAUUCACAACACGUACAGCUGGACCAUUAUGCCCCUACUCCUGCGACCUAGAUCGCGUGGUUGGGUUCGUUUGAAAUCGAAAAAUCCCUUCCACUAUCCUCUCAUGAAUCCAAACUACUUCGAAGAUCCAUUCGAUGCAUUGACGCUAGUCGAAGGCGCCAAAAUUGCACUACGAGUGGCAGAUGCAAAGGUUUUCAAACAGUUUGGCAGCCGGUUGCAUCAGACCCCACUUCCCAACUGCAGGCACCACAAGUUCCUUUCGGAUGCCUAUCUGGAUUGCCAGGUACGAACGAUCUCAAUGACCAUCUACCAUCCAGUGGGGACGGCCAAGAUGGGCCCGGAAUGGGAUCCAGAAGCCGUAGUCGAUCCCCGAUUACGAGUUUACGGCGUAUCUGGGCUGCGAGUCAUAGACGCUAGCAUAAUGCCAACGAUAGUAAGUGGCAACACCAACGCAGCAGUGAUUAUGAUUGGCGAGAAAGGCGCGAACAUGAUCAAAGAAGACUGGUUGGGUAUUAGUUGAUUACCUACAUCGGACUACAUCUUAUGUAGAUCUACGGGUGAAACGAACUUGUCCAAUUCGACUGUUUACUUGUAAGUGAAUGAUGGAUAGGCGUUUAGAUUAAUGAACAAAUUAAAAGGAAUAAUGUGUGCCAUUUUGCGAUGAUGAUUAUAGCUAUGUUGUGUAAUGUAAGAAGAAAGUAAUUGUAAUAAAAUGAGAAACUACCUGCUGUUUGUCUGAUUAUGAGAUUGUCAGUGCUUUAGAAGUACCUCGAACAUAAUUAUAACAAAACCAGAGUUACCCCUAGUACCGUAGGAACAAGAAAAACACCAAAAAACGACGAAUAAAAACAAAUAUAAUUACCAUGCA